AGUAGAGCAUUUUUGGAGAGAAAAACGACUAAGGAAAUACUUCUCAUUCAGUGCAAAGCCAGCGUUUGUGUUGACUGUUCAGAGUCCACGAACUCGGGCUUCUGUUGCAGGCUUUGGCAACCCCCCACACACAUCUCAGUUUUUUACAGUUUCCCGGUUGCAGAGAAACAGAAAUGGCUUAUCACAGCUUUCUGCUUGAACCUAUCAGCUGCCAUGCCUGGAACAAGGACCGGACCCAAAUUGCACUUUGUCCUAAUAACCAUGACGUCCAUAUUUACAAAAAGGAUGGAAACAACUGGAACAAAAUCCAUGUGCUAAAGGAACACAAUGGGCAGGUGACAGGCAUUGACUGGGCUCCAGAGAGCAACCGCAUUGUCACCUGCGGUACCGACCGUAACGCCUAUGUGUGGACGCUAAAGGGGGACACAUGGAAGCCCACCCUUGUCAUUCUCAGGAUCAAUCGUGCUGCACGCUGUGUAAAAUGGUCUCCCAAAGAAAACAAGUUUGCUGUUGGCAGUGGCUCACGUCUGAUCUCAGUGUGCUAUUUUGAGCAGGAAAAUGACUGGUGGGUGUGCAAGCACAUUAAGAAGCCCAUCCGCUCCACCAUUCUGUGUUUGGACUGGCACCCCAAUAAUGUGCUGUUGGCAGCUGGAUCAUGUGACUUUAAAUGCAGGAUCUUUUCUGCUUACAUCAAAGAAGUAGAGGAGAAGCCAGCUGCGACAGCAUGGGGCUCUAAAAUGCCAUUCGGAGAGGUCAUGUUUGAAUCCACUGGAACUUCCGGCUGGGUGCAUGGCGUCUGUUUCUCAGACAGCGGGAACCGUGUGGCCUGGGCCAGCCAUGACAGCACCGUAGCUGUGGCAGAGGGUGGCAAGACCACUGUAUUGGCCAAUCUGACUUCAGAAACCUUGCCUCUUUUGUGCGUGACCUUCAUUACGGAGAACAGUCUAGUGGCAGCUGGUCAUGACUGCUACCCAGUGCUCUUUGUCUAUAAUUCGGAUAAAGCCGCCCUAUCUUUCGGUGGUAAACUGGAUGUGCCCAAACAGAGCGCUCAGAAGGGCAUGACAGCCAGGGAGCGCUUUCAAAACCUGGAUAAGAAAGCCACCAGUGACACCAAAGAGGCCGUCCUGGAGUCUGUGCACAAGAACAGCAUCAGCCAAAUUUCAGUUCUUGGUGGGGGAAAAGCAAAGUGUACCAAAUUCUGCACCACUGGUAUGGAUGGAGGAAUGGCUAUUUGGGAUGUUAAGACCCUCGAAUCUGCAAUGAAGGACCUCAAGAUUGUCUAAUAGUGCAAUAGCAUACUCCAGAACAUUUUUUUUUAUUACAUGCUUUUUGCCAUUUUCAUAGCUUUCUCUUCAUUUUAUAAAGAUAUAUAUUUUGAUAAACAGCCUUGGUGAUGUAAGGAUUUUAUGAUGAUAAGACUUAGAAAACAGGUUCUGGAUGAACCAAAAAGCUUUAUACUUUUACCUAAUUGAUAUGCUGGUCAUAAAUGCUUUCCUACUUGCAGGUACGUUGCUUUGAAUCUUAAGAAACAGUUUAUACUAAUAAAAAAUAUGACUGAUUGUUGUGGUGCAGCAUGCUGAAUGUUUUUCUGUUAACCCAUUAACUGCAGCCAGGCCCGGCUCUACGGGGGACCAGAGUGGGCCUGGCCCACCCAAUCAGAGACUUGGUCCACCCUGGCUCCACACCACAUAACAGACAAUCUUUUGGCCAAAAAUGUGUAAUGUUGAACAAUAUUUACAGACAUGAGAAUAAUUCUUAAGGAAAACAGCAUUUCAGAUACAAUUUUAGUUUGUAACAAGUUUGUUUUAGUUGAUGUAAAUUAUUUUAAAAGAACUGCCCCUUUUAAACAAAACAUUACAAGAAUAAACCCAAUUCUUACAGUUCAUGCUUCACUCAAGUAACAGGUGUGUUUUAGUUGAUAAAUAAUUAUUUUGAAAGAACUGGCCCUUUUUUAUCAAAUUUAAAGUUAAUUAAUUAUUUAAAUAAUUAAUUAAUUACUUAAUUUAUACAAGAUUUGUUAAGUGGUCAAAAUAAAAUAUUACAAAUGCAAAAGACAAAAUGUAAAAAAUAAGCAUGUUAACCAUUAUAUAUAUAUAUAUAUAUAUGUAUAUGUAUGUGUUUCUAAAUAGUUCCAAAAUAUGUACAAAAAAAUAUUAAAAAUGAAGAAAGCACAAACACAACAAUAACAAACAACCCUAUAAUUGUCUUAGAUAUAUGAUAUUAAAACUAUAGAUGUGUGAGAUUUAAGCAUUAAAGAACCCCCCCAAUCUGACCGGCCCACCAGGAAUAUCACUUGGCCCACCUUUCGUCUCAUAUCUGGAGCCGGCCCUGACUGCAGCUAUUUUAAAUAUCUAUAACAAAGAUAUAAUAAUGCUGCUUUUUUAACAUUUAUUAAUUGAUACGGUUGAUCAUUACAGCACACAAAUAAAUAAAAUGCUAAUUAAAUAAACUUUUUCAACAGAGGGUUUAUUUAAUCUUUAUAUGGAACAAUUUACAUUUUAUACAAAAAUCAUUAUAAAACUGAUUAAAGUGGCUUUGGGGCAUUAGAGCUUACUGGCUGAUGAGGACACAAGUCGAUUAAUGAUGUUGACGUGUGUUAUGCAUCA
Paramisgurnus dabryanus is the source of this 2606-nucleotide messenger RNA. NCBI's taxonomy places the organism in Eukaryota, Metazoa, Chordata, Actinopteri, Cypriniformes, Cobitidae. The record is from RefSeq and is a predicted model, not a curated record.